Bactrocera dorsalis (oriental fruit fly) is the source of this 982-nucleotide messenger RNA. RefSeq names its product ribosomal RNA small subunit methyltransferase NEP1. Gene Ontology annotation, cellular component: nucleolus; small-subunit processome. The coding region runs from base 124 to 915 and encodes 263 amino acids. Gene Ontology annotation, molecular function: rRNA (pseudouridine) methyltransferase activity; rRNA binding. Gene Ontology annotation, biological process: rRNA base methylation. Lineage: Eukaryota; Metazoa; Arthropoda; Insecta; Diptera; Tephritidae. The transcript has 2 exons. The record is from RefSeq and is a predicted model, not a curated record.
AUGGAAGCACUUUUUCACAACACACGUGUGUACUAUGUUGUAAAUAAAUUGUAAUAAUAAACUAUAAAGAAGUGUAAGCUAAUAAUUUUUAAACGAAAACUAAACCAAUUAAACGGUAAAAGGAUGGGUGGCAAUAAAUUUGAUAGUCAAAACGGUAAAGGGGUUAAAAGAAAACGGAAAUUUCAAGGUCCAGCUUUGGAGGAUGAUCCUGAAUUUGAUUUGAAGAAAAAGCAUUUGGAGACAACACACAUACGAGCAUUGGAAAAACGUUUGAUAAUUAUAUUAGAAGGUGCACAAUUGGAGACAGUAAAGGUCGGCAGGGUGUUCGAGCUACUUAAUUGUGAUGAUCAUCAGAAUAUUUUACGCAAAAACAACCGUGAUCCCGGUAAAUGUCGACCCGACAUAACACAUCAAUGCUUGUUAAUGCUUUUCGAUUCGCCCUUAAAUCGCGCUGGUUUAUUGCAAGUAUAUGUACGCACUGAGAAAAAUGUGCUAAUAGAAAUUAAUCCUCAAACACGUAUACCACGUACUUUUAAACGUUUUGCGGGCUUGAUGGUACAACUGUUGCAUAAGUUUUCAGUUCGCGCUAGUGACACCUCCGCAAUGUUGAUGAAGGUUAUAAAGAAUCCCAUAACGGACCAUUUGCCUGUAGGUUGCAAAAAGUACGCAAUGUCUUUCUCGGGGAAACUGGUGGCCAAUUGCAGAGAUUUGGUGCCUAGAGUUCAAGAGAAUGGCGAAAACACAGAAGAACUUGCUGAAGAACCUAUCGCAUUGAUUGUGGGUGCAUUCGCACACGGGGUGCUCAAUCCCGACUACUCGGAGGGCUUAUUUUCGAUUAGUAAUUAUCCAUUAUCAGCAGCAAUUGCUUGUAGCAAGUUGUGCAGUGCCUUUGAAGAAGUUUGGGGUGUUGUUUAAUAACUUUGUAUAUUUAUAAGUAACUUUACUUAGUAAUUAAGUAAAACAAAAAAUUUAUAAAACAGCA